AUGACUGGAUUCUAUGACAUCCUCUCCAUCCGAAAUCCCAAGGUGAAGGAGCUCUUCCGCCUGCGCGUGGGAGGUCGUCGCGCCCGCGAAAAACACCGUGGCAAUUGCCUGGUCCGAGGGAAGCAACUGGUGGAGUCUAUGGGUUCGCUUGGUUUCAAGUUCAAGGAGAUUUACAGCCACCAGCCCCGGGAGACCUUCGCUGCCUUCAACGCAGAAAAGGUCAUACGUGUGGAGAAGGAGGUCUUGAAGCACAUCCUCUUUGGAGCGAAAGAGCGCAUCUCGCGGAAGUGCGAAGACGACGACCUGGUGCUAGGACAGAUAGAACAGCCAGAGGAGAUCCAGGAGUUUGACGACUCUGCGGAGCGGUUGUUGAUGAUCGAUCGCAUCAAGCAUCCUGAGAACAUGGGUCGCCUUUUAAGUUGUGCUGUUGCGCUGAAGUUCGAUGGUGUCAUCGUUAACCGAGAAUGUGUUGAUCCUUUUUCUUACAAGGUCCUGGAGACUUCACAGGGGGUCGCUUGGACACUGCCAUAUCGAUAUGCCAGCAACGAGGAGCUCAUCGAGUUCUCCCAGAGGCGGCAGUUCAUGCUUUGUGCGGGAAGUCCAAGGGGGCGGCCCUUGGCCGACUUGCAGAGCUUCGGUGAUCACUGGGGAUUCUGUUUGAUCAUAGGCAACGAAGGAGAUGGAGUGCACAAAGAGCUCUUGAAGCAUUGCACCGAGGUUGCUUUGCCUAUGUCUGAACUGAUGGAGUCGCUGACUGCCAGUGUCGUUGGGGUGCCCCAGAGCAAAAACGGAAACGAGCCGAGUCGAGCCGAGGUGCACAGUGCCAACCCAAAAAGAUGUCUGCCGUUCGGAGAGACACCAGCUGCGCUCCAUGAUCAACAUGGUCGUGUGGUGAGAAGAUCUCUGAAAGAUGCAGCAAUCUUGGCGCAUGAAGCCUCCAGAAAUGGGUCAUUAGGUGAACAUGAUGCUGCCGCAGAAAAUCGUCAAGAACUUGAAGACAAACUGGAGGCUGUCGAUAGCCACGGUGACGGUGCAGAGUCUGAACUCCAACUUUUAUGGGACACUGCGAUCUUGUCUCGCGAGUCUCCCGAAGCGCAUGGGAUGGAUGUAGAGGAGUUGGAGGACCUUGUGCUAGCGUAUCUUGUGGCAUUCCCCGAUGUUUUGGCAGAUGAGUUGGUGAUGAACCUCUUCCGCCAGGUGCAGCUUGGUCAGAACAUUCUACAUGCAGAGGAGCGGCAUAUCAAUGUUGGAGCUGUCCUCGAGCAGAUGAAGCCAUGCCUGGAAAGGCAUAAGGGCACUGCGGCGCGUAUUGCAGCAGAGUGCUGUGCGCACCUGCAGACGCGUUCCGAGACAUUGGCAGCAAAACUGAUGGCUUCGUCGGGGAAGAGGAGUUCCGGAAGACCAUGGUGCCUGCCAUGGCCCUGGAGGUUGAAAAUCUAG
Cladocopium goreaui is the source of this 1440-nucleotide messenger RNA. Lineage: Eukaryota; Dinophyceae; Suessiales; Symbiodiniaceae. The record is from the annotation of a GenBank genome assembly.